Scophthalmus maximus (turbot) is the source of this 4465-nucleotide messenger RNA. RefSeq names its product serine/threonine kinase 3 (STE20 homolog, yeast) (gene stk3). The record is from RefSeq and is a predicted model, not a curated record. Bases 256 to 1755 code for a protein of 499 amino acids. Gene Ontology annotation, biological process: protein phosphorylation; regulation of MAPK cascade; protein tetramerization. Gene Ontology annotation, molecular function: protein serine/threonine kinase activity; ATP binding. The transcript has 11 exons. Gene Ontology annotation, cellular component: cytoplasm. Lineage: Eukaryota; Metazoa; Chordata; Actinopteri; Pleuronectiformes; Scophthalmidae.
UAUUGUGGAUUAUUCUCGGUUUCUAACUUUGUAGAGCUGUGUUUUUUUCAGUUUUGCCCUCCGGCCGAACAGGGGGCGAUGUGGUAAAAUAACAUCCCCAGACGGUCCAUCAUCUGACGGACCCUCAGCUGGCCCUCCACCAGUUUUUGACAACAACGACUCCUGUCGACGAUGUUCACAUCGUGACUCUUGGCCCCGAAACUAACAUAACUUACCACCAGUCCGCUGCCUUUGUAUUAUUUGAAGCUGUGCGCCAUGGAGCCGACUGCGCCCAAAAGCAAGCUGAAAAAGCUGAGUGAAGACAGUUUGACCAAACAACCAGAGGAAGUGUUUGAUGUUCUAGAGAAACUUGGUGAAGGUUCCUAUGGCAGUGUGUUCAAAGCCAUCCAUAAGGAGUCGGGCCAGGUUGUGGCCAUAAAGCAGGUUCCUGUGGAGUCUGAUCUGCAGGAGAUCAUCAAGGAGAUUUCCAUCAUGCAGCAGUGUGACAGCCCCUAUGUUGUGAAAUACUAUGGCAGCUACUUCAAGAACACAGACCUGUGGAUUGUCAUGGAGUACUGCGGAGCCGGGUCUGUCUCUGACAUCAUUAGGCUGCGCAACAAGACGCUGACAGAGGAUGAGAUUGCUACCAUUCUGAAGUCCACACUAAAGGGUCUUGAAUACCUCCACUUCAUGAGAAAGAUCCAUCGGGACAUCAAGGCAGGAAACAUCCUUCUCAACACCGAGGGACAUGCCAAACUCGCAGAUUUUGGAGUAGCUGGACAGCUUACGGACACCAUGGCAAAGAGAAACACUGUGAUUGGUACUCCUUUCUGGAUGGCCCCAGAGGUGAUCCAGGAGAUCGGCUACAACUGUGUGGCUGACAUAUGGUCCUUGGGCAUCACCUCUAUAGAGAUGGCAGAAGGAAAACCUCCCUACGCUGACAUCCAUCCCAUGAGAGCUAUCUUCAUGAUCCCCACCAACCCUCCGCCAACAUUCAGAAAACCUGAGCUUUGGUCAGACGAAUUCACAGACUUUGUCAAGAAGUGUCUGGUCAAGAAUCCAGAGCAGAGAGCUACUGCAACCCAGCUGCUACAGCACCCAUUCAUCAGCCAGGCCAAGCCAGUCUCAAUUUUGCGAGACCUGAUAACUGAAGCAAUGGAGAUGAAAGCCAAAAGGCAGCAGGAGCAGCAGAGAGAGCUGGAGGAGGAGGACGACAACUCUGAGGAGGAGACUGAGGUGGACUCUCACACGAUGGUGAAGUCGAGCUCAGAAGGUGCAGGGACCAUGCGGGCCACCAGCACCAUGAGUGACGGAGCGCAGACCAUGAUCGAACACAGCAGCACCAUGCUUGAGUCUGACCUGGGCACCAUGGUCAUCAACAGCGAUGAUGAAGAGGAAGAGGAAGACCGGGGAUCCAUGAGGAGGCACGCCACCCCCCAGCAGCCGAUGCGUCCAUCAUUCAUGGACUAUUUUGACAAGCAGGACUCCAACAAGGCAGCCCAGCAGCAGGAGAACUACAACCACAACCAGCCGCAGGAGCAGCCCGGCUACCACAUCCAGUCCAAGAACGUCUUCCCCGACAACUGGAAGGUGCCUCAGGACGGAGACUUUGACUUUUUGAAGAACCUGGAGUUUGACGAGCUACAGAUGCGUCUGACUGCCUUGGAUCCUAUGAUGGAGAGGGAGAUCGAGGAGCUUAGGCAGCGCUACACCGCCAAGAGACAGCCCAUCCUGGAUGCAAUGGAUGCGAAGAAGAGACGACAACAGAACUUCUAAGCGAUUCUUUCCUGUUUCUCAAAGCCGCCAUUUACCACAAAAAGAAUGACUCAGAGGAACAACCUGUCUUUGUUGGAAGCCGACUGCUGUUGUGACUAACUGCUAACUGGCCUCUGGCUGAAAAGAGAUGCUUCUUUUCCUGAGUGACGUCCAUUUUGGACCCUGGAAUCCACACGUAUAAGCCUUGUUUCUACACUAUGUCCAAAUGCGUUUUCCUUCAUUUUAAGUCUUAAUUCUGUUUCUGAAGUUGCUUCUCCACAAAUGAUUCUCAAGACUGCAGCCAAAGAGACAACCAAGUCUUGGUGAUAACACAACUGAAGGUAAAAAAAAUAUUACCUACCCCUUCCAAAUAAAAUUCCCCUUCACCAUGAAAACCUAUGGAAGGACAUCUACAAUGACAACCAGGCCAACACUACGCUGAGCUUCUAGUAGCAUUGGGUUCAUUGGGUGUGGCCAAUGACAGGUGGUCUUUUUUUUUCUUUGCUCAGACUUUUUAACUUUCACUGUAAAUAUAAUAUAGAGCCUACUUUGGAAAUACCUGCAACAAAAAGCUGUGGAGGUUCAUCCAUGACCAAAGACAAUCAAGGUGAUGAUUCCGUUGUAAAUGCCUUAAAAAAAUAUCUGAAAGCUGGUUUUCAGAAUAAGCAAUGUGGUCACAUGGUUAAAUCCAUCCUCACUUGGAGAUGAGUAUGUGACUUUGAUGGAAAGCGGCAAAUGUUUGUCAGAAUGGACAGAAAUUACUUUGCGUGGUAGCGAGUAGAUCGUGCAUGUUUUCAAUUGUUUGGGGGCCAGAAAAUUCAAAUACUUUAUUUCAGUAGUCUUUAUUAUCAUUUAUUUAUUUUUUGGUUGUAUUACAAUUCAAUUUUCUGGGCUUCUUUAUACAGGUAAUGUACUGUCAAGUCUACACUGACAGGUACCAUGCAUCUUAGUGCCUGUCACUGCUCUGCUUCCCUGUGUUCACCCACUCUACAUCAAUUUAAAAUCAGCGUCGAUGCUCAACAAGUGUGUUCACAUUUCUAUUGAAUGCAAGAGUUGUCACAAAGUCAUUCCCAAAUGGGAAACAAAAACCUUCUAGGAUUUCCCUGCAGUUAAAAGCAUCCCUAAAUAACAAGACUGUUUAUAUUUCGCUGAUUUAAAAACCAUGUUGAGUAGUAAGAACUCAGGCCUCAGCGAAGAAAGUAGCCAUGCGUGACAUAUUGACCGUUUAUGGCUCUCAGUUUACUAUAAAAAAGACUCGAGUGACCGACUGAUGCUGUUUACAGAGGGGCCGCUCAAGCCCCAUAUCUACCGUCUGAGUUUCAGACUCAAGAUAAUUAUUUUGUUUUGCAUUAAGAUCUAAUUUCAGCAAAUUUCCCUGCAGCUUAUAUGUAUGUAUGUUUCAGCAAUUAUGAGUUAUUGCUGUUAAUGAAGGAAUGAAGAGAUAUUGUUAGUUCAUGCUUUGUAAUCAUAUUUUUUCAGCUACAGUUUGUAUUUACACAAAACUACUAGUGCAGUGAUAUGAAAUUGCUCCUUUAUCAAGUUAUCAGAUGUUGGUAAGGUGUUUUUAUUCAAACUUCUGUGCCGUAGGUAAAUGUGUGAGUAUCAGUAUACAUAAGUAACAAGAAACUGCAGUGCAGAAAAGACUGAGAAACUAUAAUUAAAUAUCAAUGUUUUAUAUAACUAACAUAUCCAGCUAAUCAUAUCUCUUGGUCACAAUUCUUAAAUAACCUAAUUCAAAUUUUAUUUUCUAUUUCUGUUAUCGGAUUGAUGUCUAUCGACUUAAAGAAAUCCAACUGAGGCUAUUGUUCCAUUUUGAAAGAAACCGGUUUUGGCAACAAUUUAGUGAUGUUUUUAUUUAUCACGUGCUGAUAAUGACCCUUUGAAUUUUAUUCAGACUGUCCUGGUCUGCAGGUUACUGUUACAUAUGAAUGUCAAUAUGCAGUCUUAAUCAUUUGGUUCACUGCAUAUUACUUGAUAUUUAAAUUAUACAAUAAUUGUAUAAAUAGGCCUGUUACACUGUCUUACUGCGUCUUAUCUGAUGGACAAUAUGGCCCAAAUGAGUUGACAUUUUACAGACAUUAAUUCAAAUUUCAAUCAUCAAUGUCUCAGCUUCUUAAUAAUCACUUUUGUGUUUGUUUUCGUAUUUUUUCUGCUUUAAGAUGAACCACUGAACUCAUUAAUAUUCUUGCCAUUGUUUCCAUAAAUGAAGUCUGCAGAACAUUGGCAAUUUGUAUACAAGCAUUCAUCUUUUGACUUCUUUAUUUCUGUGACUGGUUUAAAUAUAGAAACUGAUUUGGCUGUUCAUAUUUUUUUCCCUUUGUCGGCUAUUUUACUUGAUUUCUGCAUGUGUUCAACUAUGCAUGUUCAGAAUUAUGUUUGCUCUGUAGUGGAAUGCUCUUAUAUUAACUGCACAGGUAAGAGUUCUGUUAAUAAGGGAGAGGAAUUAUUUUCACAGCUUUUAUUAAUUAAAAACAACUAUUUGCUCUGUAAAUAUAAAAAGCCCAGUUUGAAAUAUAACAUUGUUCAGAACCAGGCAUGUUAUGUAUCUGAAAUCACAUUUUUAUAGCUACUUGAUUUUGUCUACAUUUAUUUCUGCUAUACGACUUGAGGUGUAGGGUGGAAUGUAAGCAUUUAUGUUUGAACCACUUAAUUUAUUAUGUUUGUUUGUAAAACUUUGUAAAGUUUUGAAAUGGUGCAAGGAAUAAUAAAAGUUACUUAUAGUUAACCUUAA